AUGAGUGCCAGUAACCUUAUAGAACCAAGUCACAAUAUUGAAGUCGAGGACAGCGAUAGCAAAACUGAAUUGAGUAGUACAGACAAGUAUUUCUUAGAGCAACGAAAUGUGAUAUUGCAGGAUAUAAAUAAUACUAUGGAUUCGAUACUGAAUGGUCUUAACGAACUGAAUAUAUCGUUAGAAAACUCUAUCGCAGUUGGAAAAGAAUUUGAAAGUAUAAGUCUACUUUGGAAGAACUUUUAUAAUGAGUUAGAGGAGAAUGUGGAAGGGGAAGACGAUGGGAUUGAUAAUAAUAUGUAA
Messenger RNA from Kazachstania africana CBS 2517, 300 nucleotides. RefSeq names its product Dad1p (gene DAD1). The record is from RefSeq and is a predicted model, not a curated record. Gene Ontology annotation, cellular component: DASH complex; spindle microtubule; mitotic spindle. The transcript has a single exon. Bases 1 to 300 code for a protein of 99 amino acids. Lineage: Eukaryota; Fungi; Ascomycota; Saccharomycetes; Saccharomycetales; Saccharomycetaceae.